Messenger RNA from Phyllopteryx taeniolatus (common seadragon), 4559 nucleotides. RefSeq names its product mirror-image polydactyly 1 (gene mipol1). The record is from RefSeq and is a predicted model, not a curated record. NCBI's taxonomy places the organism in Eukaryota, Metazoa, Chordata, Actinopteri, Syngnathiformes, Syngnathidae. The transcript is spliced from 15 exons. The coding region runs from base 891 to 2213 and encodes 440 amino acids.
CACGAAAAAGAAAGCGUCUUUUCCUCGCCUCUUUCACGCCGUCAGCCCGUGAGCCAAAAUCGCUAGCGCGAUUGACAGCCCGUCCGGCCAGCUCAUCAAUAUUUCAGCCGGUGUGUUGCCGUGGCAACGGCGUUUCACCGCAAAGCAGCGGGCGGACGUCCGACGGGCGGUGCGGAACGUCUCCAGCUGCAGCUGCGCUGUCAGUAAGACAUUUUGCCGGUCGCCAUCAGUCACUCAUUCGGUCAUUAUUCACUGCCAUUAGCAGGUUGCUAAAUGCUAAUUUCAGGCGUGAGCGCCAGGUUGUUCGUAUCGGCCGUGAAGGGUGGCACCCGACCUCACUCUGCUUCAUUUUCCACACAAAGUCUGUUUUGAUUAUCACUACCCGCUUCCCGAACCAAGUCUGCGCGCGCUGUAUUACGAUGGAGUAGUCCAGGCGUCGGCAACCUUUGGUACGUGUGCCACAGGUGGGACUCUGGCAUAAACACUGGCACGGUGGGUGUUCAGCUGCCGAUGACUUUCCCAUUCAUUGUGUAGUAGGAAGACUUUAGGACCUGGGGUGAUGGACCUGAGGGGGCGUGCCGUGUCCCGCGCGGCGUAGCAAUGCAGGGAAAGUUUGUGCUGUUCGGCGUCGCGGUGAGAAAGCACCUCGGGAGAGGGGCCGGCGGAGUGAUUCCUCAGUGCUAGGCACCGCGGUCGCGGCCACUCCGCCGGCGGCCCGCCAUCUGAGACGGCGGAACCGCGCUCUCCCCUCUCUUCGAUUUGGUUUUGGGGCUGAAAAACUUCAAUCGGCACUCCCCCUCCGCACUGACGAUCGGUUCGCCGCUAAACUUGAGAGUUCUGGAGAGUCAACAUGGACGCCAAGCCAAGAGCUCAGAGACUCUCUGGUGGACAUGUACACAGAUAACCCUCAAGUGAACGCGGAACUGCGACGGCGACUUCCUUCACCUGGCCAGCGUCCACUGAGCCCUGUCCACAAUUCCGGUGCGGAAACAUCUGACGGGCUAGUGGUCCUUCAGGUUCCCAGUUCUAGCACCGUUCCCCUUCUAGCCCAAGGAAGGACAUCUUGCCCGGCGUCGUCCAGAACGUCGGCAGGCGUCGCGGACAUGGAGACGGACAGUGGACAUUCUCUACCUGGUCCUGAGACCUGGGAGGGUCCUGGCGAUCCGACACCAGGAGGACUCGAUGUCAGCAGCGGCCGUCGGGACGUCGCCGUUGGUCGUACGGCAACCUGCGGUCAAGCCCCGCCCCUGUACGUAGAAGACGACAAGGUGUCUCUGUUACUCCGAGAGUUGGAUGCACUGAGAGACGCCAACGAGAAGCUGCUCGACCGGCUGUGCCUGAAGGAGGAGGAGCUACAGAGGAAGGAGGUGGAGCUGAUGGUCAACACAAACGAGGCCAAAGCCUGGGAGAGAUCUUCAGAGUUCUUGGACGAGUUGUUGAGCGCUCGCAAGGACAGAGACGAGGCUAUGAUGUCACGAGUCCUGUUGGCCAAUCAGGAGCGAGAUGAGGCCUUACGACACGUCGCUCGACUGCAGCGGGCCGCCGAGUGGGACUCGACUGACAAGUUGCCACUUGGAGACGGUGACUUGGAAGUGGAGGAACUUGUUCAGCGCGUUUGUGACUCUGCCUCCGCGCAAGAAGUGGCUCGGUUCGGCUCGGCCCUGGUCGAACGCGUACGCUUGGUGAUGCGGCGCCGUCGCGACAUCGCCGCGGAGGAGAUGAAGGCCGUCAUGGAUGAGCGAGACGCCUCGCUCGCCGAGUGUCGACGUCUGCGACAGGAAGUCACGCGGGAGAGUGAGCGGACGGCGAACGAGCGACCUUCCGUUGUUUGCUCGCCGUCGACGUUCGACGCCUUCGCCGAGGUCCGCGGAACCUUCCGGACGAGCCGAGAAGAGCCGAUCCGACUUCGGCGGGAGCGAGACGCGGCCUCGCCUGACGGGAAGCGGCCGGAGGCGGAGCUACAGAUGCUGCGAGCCAAUCGCAGCACCCAGCAGAUCGUGAAGGCUCCGCACCGUGUUGAUGGGCAGCCCCGGACUCCGCCCCUUCUGGCUCAGCUGCAGCAGCUGAGCGAGGACAAGCUUCGUAUGGAGGCGGAGCUUCUGCGCUGCCGGGAGGCGGAGCGAGACGCCCGCGAGAGAGGGCGCAGGUUGGAGCGUCUGGUGGACGUUUUGAGGAAAAAAGUGGGCGCGGGGAGUCUGCGCGCCGUCGUCUGAUGGGUUGGAGACGCUCGAUCCGACGAUGUCAUCUUUUGUCACCGUGAUCAUCAUCAUCAUCAUGUGACUAAUGUUGUUCAUCAACAUUUUGAUUCCGUCGUAAUAAAACUCUGGGUUGUGAAGAAAAAGAAAAUGGACCCCCACCCCGCCAUUUUUUGUGGUCUCCAUGGCGAUGCUGGCCAGCUCGCGCUCAACUUGGGUGUCCCCACGCUCCUAAUCCCGCCGCACCCCUAAUCUGCUUGUUGACAACAAAGACCACCUUUGUUCACGCGCACUUUGGACGGCCGCCACCCGCGCGUGAACGUACUUGCGUGCGUUUCAAGCCAGAGUUAGGGUUUCAAGGAAGGGUUAAGGUUUCAAACGUGGGUCAGCAUUUUAAAUUAGGCUUUGAAGCCAAGGGUAGGGUUUCAAAAUAGGGUUUCAAGACUAGGUAAAGGGGUUAAAAAAGGGGAUAAGGUUUCAAAUGAGGCUGUAAAGCAAAGGUCAGGGUUUCAAAAUUGGGGUUCCAGUUGAAAAAAGGGUUAAGGUUUCUAAGCAGAGUUUGAAACCCAGUUUAGGGUUUGAAAUUAGGAUUUGAAGCCUGCGUUACCGUUUCAAACCUCGGUGAAGCUUUUAAAAAAGCGUUAAAAAUUCAAACAUGACCAUUUAUGGUUUUUAUUUAAUUCCUUUUUCACACUGAGGUUUAAAACCAGUAGAAGGUUUUAAAUUACAGUUUCAAGAUAAGGUUAGGGUUUGAACUCAAGCCAGGUUUCGGGCUUUGAACGUUGUUUGCUUAGUUUUCAAUUUGGAUUUCAAGUCAGGGUGAAGAUUUCAAAUUAGGGUUUCAAGCCUCUCAUCUAUCAAAAGAUAAGAUUUGAACUUCGGGUUUGAAGCCUGCGUUACGGUUUCAAAUAUAUGUGUGUGCGUGUUAUUGCGAAAGGAGGCUCUUUUAUUGUGAAAGGUUUCUUUGCUCUUUUGGGGUUUGUUCACAAUGCUGCGAUUGUUGUCUUAUUGCACGACAUUCAUUCCAGUCCCCAUCAAAGCCCCCCCGGGGACCCCCCACCCCCGCCCGCCCUCGGCGGCUCCUUCAAAGUUUGCGUCCAGAAGGUGCAUGCGGCCUUUUCUUAAACGACGCCGGGGGCCGCCGCCCGGGCCCCGACGGGACCAUAUGCUCGCUUUUAAGGCCGCAGCCCCCUCAGACAAUCGCCGCAGCCCCCACCCCCCCCAACCAUCCAUCCAUUUAUUAGUCCACACUUGUACCUUCGCUUUCCAUCUGCACCACUUAUUAGGAAUACGAUUUCUUUUCUUUUUUUUUUUUUUUUAUGAUUAUGAAAACAAUUACAAGUCGACAUCCCAGAAUAUUCUUGCGAAUAAAAACUAAUAAAAAUGGCAAAUUCGCAAUUGCAUUCCCCCCCCCAUAAAAGACCAUUUCAACAUUUUAAAUAGAAAAUAAAACAAUUCCAUAAACGUAAUUUUUGGGGUUCUUUAUUUGUUAAUGUUUGACAAAUUGAAUUAAAGUCUAAAUAAACCCCAUAAAUGUUAUCGAGUCAAAUUCAAGGAGAAGUGCGGAUGUGUAAAUAUUUCGUGGUCCUUUAAUUCAAAUGUAAUUCAUUUUGUAUUAUUUCCACAGAACCGAAAAUAAUUUCAAGUAGCUCAGCACAACUAAUGUAAUUAUACCAUAUUGUAGUACAUUGUAUUCAUUUAUAUUAUAGUCAAGUAAAUGUCUACUUUAUACAAAUAAAUGUUAUUCACAGUGUGGAUGGAAUCUUUUUGAGUGCCACCGAAAUGUGUUUGUGUGUAAAUGCAUCCAUCCAUCCUCUGUAUGGAAAGUGUGUAUAUAGAGUAUGCUACAUACUCCAUUGUGUAUAUGCACCAUAUAUAUAUAUAUAUAUGUAUAAUGUGUGUGUGAACAUUUUCAGUUGGCCUAAUGACAAAAAAAGUCGUAUAAUGAUUGAAGGUUUUCUCAAUGGAUGACCUCAUUGGUCUUGUAUUGAUGAUGUCAUAAAUCAAUGAUUUCAAGCUUGGAUGAUUUAUUUUGGAAAGAAUAAGUUAAAACAUGCAUAAAACACACAAACCUGCUUUUUAUUUUCUGCUGGAAUUGUUUUUUUUGUCAACGUCAUGCACACUAUUUGAUCUUCACGUUGUUGAGCCAUCGUCGUCGUCAUCGUGCGCAGCGGUCGCGACCCCUGCUCAGUCCACAGCAACCUCUUCACCUUUCACCUUUUCAAAUGUCAUGCACAUUUUUUUUUUUUACAUCAGAAAGGCUGACCUUUGAACCUUUUGGGGAAGUUUUGUAGCCCAUUGCAUACUGCAUAAAAAUGACCCUUUUUUUUAAAAACAGAAUAAAAAAUGUGCCUUUUCCCAAAA